Molecule: messenger RNA, 3180 nt
Organism: Chara braunii
Lineage: Eukaryota; Viridiplantae; Streptophyta; Charophyceae; Charales; Characeae
Source: the annotation of a GenBank genome assembly
GCCGACGGCAGUACAACAGGAGAGACAAAACCUGGCAGACAUUCUACUCAACACAAUGUGUGCCGUCAUCUGGAACAGCACCAUGGGGGAACUUCAUUCCCGAUCUACACAGCAGCUACAGAACGAUCUCACCCAUAACGUGAAGACGCUGGCAGCAGCCGUUAAGGUCGCGGACUCCCAGCUGAAACAGAUGGACGCCCGCAUUGCUGCUCUGGAGGCAAGGCCUUCCCAAGCAGCGCCAGGCUGCACGACAGACACGACGAAGCAGCUCAACGGGCGCAUCGACCAUGUCGUCAAUCUCAUCGGCGACCCCGGUGCUUUCAUUGGUCCGGACACGAUCAGCAGCACGGUGGCCGCCAUCAAGACGGACAUCACCAAGCUGCAGACAAGGCCGGACGCCGCUACUAAAAACUACAAGAUGCCGCACUUCAACAUCAGCAAGUUCGACGACUACAACAAGACAGACGCCUUGACAUGGUGGCAAGGUUUCCUCACGGAAGCAUCUUGCCGCACUGUCUCGGCUGAAGACAUGUUGAAGGCGCUCUACCUACAACUGAUUGGAGGAGCACAUGCAUGGAUGAACCAUUUGGCGGCAACCAAGCAAUGCACCAUCGCAGAACUCCACACGCACAUUACGUGGAAGGAGUUCGAGCAACUAUGGUUCACUCGGUUCAUGGUCCGCAACGGCGGCUUGGCCCGCGCGUUCGAAGRAAGACGCAACCUACGCAAGUUACACUCGCGGACGACCGCACGCAAAAGUCAAUUGACCGACGGCGUUCCGGUAUACUUUGCGCCACUUGGGUGCGAGCCGGUGUCUUUUGACAUCCUCAACACCAAGUUCGACAUGAUUCUAGGCAUGUCUUGGUUGCGUAGCGCCGAUCAUCCGGUGAACUUCCACGACCGGACCGUUCACAUCCGUGAUCGGAACGGAGUGUUAGUCCCAUGUACGGUCGCGACCCCUCACACUUCGAUUGCUUGUCACGUGGUYUCCGUUGCGAGAAUUCGCGACGCCAUWGCUCGRAAUGACGUCGAGGAGAUGGGCCUUGUAUUCUUGCAUGCUCUCCCCUCGCCGGACGGACCAGCCGCAUCACCGCCGGACCCACACAUUUCUCACCUCUUGGACGAGUAUAGAGACGUCUUCGCGGCUCCCACCGGAACGGUUCCGGAUCGGCCCAUACGUCACGGGAUCAUUCUCGAGGCUGGCGCUGUCCCUCCGCGUGGAUGUAUUUACCGCAUGAGCGAAGAGGAACUCGAGGUGCUUCGCGCACAACUCGAUGACCUUCUCGACAAGGGAUGGAUUCGCCUUAGCUGUUCGCCUUACGGUGCCCCUGUUCUCUUCGUCCGGAAGAAGAACAAAGAUCUACGGUUAUGCAUCGAUUAUCGCAAACUUAACGCACAAACCGUAAAGAACGUCGGCCCUCUCCCUCGGAUUGAUGAUCUCCUUGAGCGGUCAGGCGGCGCCACGUACUUCUCGAAGUUGGACUUGAAGUCAGGUUACCACCAGAUCGAAAUCCAGCCUCAAGAUCGGUACAAAACCGCGUUCAAGACGCGGUACGGGCACUUUGAGUGGGUUGUCAUGCCAUUUGGCCUCACCAAUGCCCCCGCGACGUUCCAAGCAGCGAUGACGACUGAGUUUCGUGACUUGCUCGAUCGCAGCGUCCUUAUCUACCUUGAUGACAUCUUGGUUUAUAGUAGGACGUUGGACGAGCACAUCGUACACCUUCGCGUUUUUUGGGAUUGUUUGCGACUGGCCAAGUGCAAAGCGAAUCUCGACAAGUGCGAGUUCGCCAAGCAGGAGCUUGAGUACUUGGGUCACUAUGUUACGCCGAAAGGCAUUCGUCCCUUAGUGGACAAGAACCAAACCAUCGUGGAUUGGCCGGAACCCCGUUGCACGACGGAUGUACGCUCUUUCAUGGGUUUGGCUGGAUAUUAUCAGCGAUUUGUCGAGUCAUACUCGAAAGUGGCCGCUCCUUUGUCGAGACUUCAGUCCCCGAAGGUGCCCUUCGAGUUCGACGACGCAGCCCGUGGCGCGUUCACUACGUUGAAGGCAGCGAUGCAAGCCGCGCCUGCCCUCCGUAUAUACGACCCCACCCUUCCCACCCAAGUGACUACGAACGCUUCGGGAUACGACAUUGGUGCGGUGUUGGAACAGUGUCACGAGGACGGUUGGCAUCCGGUCGAGUACUUCUCCCAAAAGGUGCCUCUCGUCAACACUCUCGACGAUGCUAGGAAGAAAGAGUUACUCGCGUUCGUCACCGUUCUCAAACGGUGGCGCCACUUUCUUCUCGGUCGUCGGCGUUUUAAAUGGAAUACGGACAACAAUCCGUCGACCUUUUAUAAAACGCAGGAUACGGUCACUAGUACGAUCGGUCGAUGGAUGUAUUACAUCGACCAAUUCGACUUUGACCCAUGCCACAUUCCAGGUCCCGCCAAUCGAGCUGCGGACACCCUCUCACGACGGCCCGACUUUUGCGCCAUUGUGACCACGGCGUUCGACCUCGAUGACGAUCUGCAGCCGCGUUUCGUCAAAGGCUACAAGUCCGAUCCGACUUACUYKACGCUUUACGCAGAGCUUUCAUCGGAUCACCCGCCGGCUAGCCAUUAUCGGAUYUCCGACGGGUUCCUUCUCCUUCACACGAGAGGAAAGGACUUGUUAGUUGUGCCCAAAGAUCGCAUCUUACGGACUCGUCUUCUCGGCGAAUUCCACGAUGCACGACUUUCGGCACACCUUGGCGUGAACCGCACAUUAGCACGCCUCCGCUAGCGUUUUCACUGGCCAGACGUCCUUCACGACGUCACGAGGUACAUUGAGUHAUGUGCAGUUUGCCACCGUAACAAGGGUCGAUCUCGAGUCCCCUUUGGCGAACUGAAACCAUUGCCGAUUCCUCGGGCACCCCGCCUCUCCAUUGCUAUGGACGUGACAGGCCCGUUCCCUCGCGAUCGCCUCGGCCAUGACGGUAUUCUCACGGUCRUUGACCGUUUGAGCAAGUAUGCUCGCUUUCUUCCGUGUAAGUAUCAUGCUGCAGCGCCUGAGCUCGCACGACUCUUGCACACCGGUUGGAUUACCAACCARGGUGUUCCGGAAGACAUAGUGAGCGACCGAGAUACUCGCUUCAUGUCGGCCUUUUGGACUUCCCUUAUGGCAAGAGUCUGGCACGACAAUGAAGCCGAGCUCGGCUC